Messenger RNA from Sclerotinia borealis F-4128, 3984 nucleotides. NCBI's taxonomy places the organism in Eukaryota, Fungi, Ascomycota, Leotiomycetes, Helotiales, Sclerotiniaceae. The record is from the annotation of a GenBank genome assembly.
AUGGCGACAUCUGAACCCUUGAAUUCGCCAAAUUUGACGAAUGGCAAACACCGGCUCAAUGGGAGGAAUUCCAAUGGAAAUGGGCAUAAACCAAAUGGUAUUAAUGGUAAUAACUCAAGGAGCAAUCAGAAUGGGAAUUACGACAGAGAUAGCGGUGUUGGGGAACCAUUUGAUAGCCUCAAAGAUAUUAAACACAAUGGCUCCAAAGAUCGGAGACAUCCAAACGGAGAUCUUUCAACUGACGAUGAGCAUCGACAUAUCCAUAAAUCACACCGAAUUGAAUCAUUUGGUGCUCACACUACGGCAUCAGGAGGUCAAGCGAGGCAAAAUGCCAAGAUCCGUACAUACACGGACGAGCUCAACAGCAGAGACUUUCCUCGGAUAUCAAAACCGGUAGAGGUCUUGAGGAAUGUUUACGAUACAGUGGUAAUUGGAUCUGGCUACGGUGGUUCAGUUGCUGCUAGUCGUAUGGCAAGAGCCGGACAAUCUGUGUGUCUGUUAGAGAGGGGGAAGGAGAAAUGGCCAGGGGAAUACCCCAGCGGUACUGUGGAUGCGAUGGAGGAGCUUCACGUGUCGGGUAAUUUUGCUCCUGGAUUUUUACCCGGUGCCAUGGUGGAAGAAGGAGAUCCCACAGGCCUCUAUCAUCUCAUAUUUGGAAAAGGUCAAAAUGCUUUCGUAGCCAAUGGAUUAGGUGGCACGAGUCUUUUGAACGCCAAUGUAUAUCUCGAAGCCGACAAAGACACUCUAGCCAUGGAUUGCUGGCCAAAGGAAUUACGAGAGGAGGAAACCUUAAGACCAUAUUACGAUCGAGCAGCAUCUGUCUUACAACCUCAAAGUUACCCCGAAGACUGGCCUAAGCUUCCCAAGUUAACAUUGUUGGAAAAACAGGCCAAAAUUCUUGGUAUGCAUGAAAAGUUUUAUCGCCCACCACAGACUACCCGAUUCCUAGGAGGACCAAAUAGCACUGGAGUCGAAAUGUAUCCAUCCGCUUUAACAGGCAUGGAUUGCACUGGCGUCAAUGAUGGGAGCAAAAGCAGUACCUUGGUCAACUACCUCUCAGAUGCUUGGAAUUGGGGAGCAGAAAUGUUUUGUGAAUGUGAAGUGAGAUAUGUACAGAAGCAUCCAGAUCCCAAUGAAGAAGGUUAUCUUGUGUUCUUUGCGUGGCAUGGAAGUAACCGCGGGGCUUUCAAGACCAAUAUUUACGAAGAUCUGAUGUGGGUACAUGCAAAGAAGUGUGUUUUCCUUGGCGCCGGUUCGAUCGGAUCAACGGAAAUUCUUCUCCGAAGCAGAAGCUUAGGAAUGAACAUGAGCGAUAGAGUCGGCAAGAAUAUGAGUGGUAACGGUGAUAUGUUAGCUUUCGGCUAUAAUACCGAUGACGACGUUAACUCGAUUGGUCGUGCUUCUCCGACGGCAGAUAAUCCCAUUGGACCUACCAUCACGGGUAUCAUUGAUAACCGAGAGGGCCAUGCAAAUGUUCUGGAUGGAUAUGUCAUUGAAGAAGGUGCAAUUCCAAAAGCACUUGCUCCACUCUUCCAGUUCAUGCUUGAGAAGCUUCCAGGUUCUGAGCCGCCAUCGGAUUUGUCACCGCUUGAGAAAUUGAGACAUACACUUUCAGCUACAGGGAGUCGUUUCUUAGGCCCAUACUACAAAAAGGGCAGCAUUGAAAGAACACAAACUUAUCUUGUCAUGAGCCAUGACACCAAUCAAGCCAUUCUCACUCUCAAAGAUGACAAACCUCUCCUUGAGUUUCUUGGUGUUGGUCGCAGCGAUCAUGUCAAAAAGAUCAACAAUGUUCUCAAGGAAGCAACAGAGGCCGUUGGUGGAACUUUCGUCAACAACCCGUUCUAUUCAUCACUCGGUCAGCAGGAAAUCACUGUUCAUCCCAUCGGUGGUGCUUGUAUGAGUUCAGACAAUACCGCUCAGUAUGGCGUCACCAAUCAUUUCGGUGAACUUCUCACGGGUCGUGGUAGGGAGACAUACCCGGGUCUGAUAGUUUCUGAUGCUGCAGUUAUUCCCUGUGCUUUGGGUGUCAAUCCAUUCGCAACUAUUACUGCCCUUGCUGAACGCUCUGUCGCUCAUGCUGCGAAAAAUCUCAAUAUCAAUAUCGAUUAUGAUACCAGCAAUGGUUUGUUAGAUUUGUUUGGGAAGCCAAAACAUGCCCCAAUGCAAUUGCAAACUUAUAGCACACAAAAUAAUGAUGUCGAUGCAGCUACCAAAAUGAUUGAUGAUACUGAAGACUCCAAGACAAGUGGGUUUGGCUUCACUGAGGUCAUGGAAGGGUUCAUUCAUAUUGGGGAGAAUCUCAAGGGUGAUCAUAAAGAGGACUAUGAAAUUGCUGCCAAGACCGCUAGAGGUCUUUGUGAGGCUUCGAGGUUUUUUCUAAGCGUCAAGGCUUAUGAUACACAUAGAAUUGUUCAUCGAGCAGAUCACUCAGCUAUGUUGACUGGCACAUUCGUUUGUGCUUCCUUACCUGGUAGUCCCUUCAUGGUUCAACGUGGAGAUUUCCAGCUCUUCAGCGUUGAUCAUCAAGCUCCUGGUACUCGAAAUCUUACAUAUGAUUUCGACAUGACUUCCACAGAUGGCAAGCAAUUGCAUUUCCAUGGAUACAAGAUUGUUGAUUCUUCGGUUGCUCUUGGCCCCUGGAAGUUUUGGACAGCUGCAUCAACGCUUUACGUCACCAUUACGGAGAAAGAUAUCAACAAGACUGUGCGUGGAAGAGGAAUGAUGCACAUUCGACCAAAGGACUUUUUGUCCCAAAUAUUUACUCUCAAGGCUGUCGGUCGUAAUUUCUGGUCUAGACUUCAAUCUACCACAAGCUUCAUGACUUUCUUCGCCAGACAGUCGGCCAAUCUCUUCUUCGCUCCAUUUACCUAUCUUCAAUACCCAUCGGUGACCUACACUGGGUACAUUAACGACACUCCACCCGACCAAACCAUCCAGAUCGUUGCCUCCGAUGACGUUAAAACUCUCCUCCACGUCUGGGAACCUCAAAACCCCAACAUCGCCACCAAAAAUCUCUUCUUCAUCCCCGGUGCAUCAGUCGACCAUCAAAUCUUUGCACUACCCACCAUAGAAGUCAACGCCAUCAACUACUUCACCCGUGCCGGCUACCGCUGUUUCGUCACCGUCCAUCGCAUCUGCCAACUCAUGGUCGCAGAAGAUAACUGGACCACUUUUGAUGCUCGUCUCGAUAUCAAAGCCUCGCUCCAAUGGAUCCGCAAAGAGCAUGGUCAUCAUCCUAUCUAUACCAUUGCUCAUUGCAUGGGUUCCGUGGCAUUUUCUUCCGGUCUCCUCGAUGGUACUAUUCCCGCAAAUUGGAUCUUGGGCGUAACGUGCUCGCAAGUUUUCAUGAAUCCCAUGUGGGCAACUCUGAAUCUGGUAAAGGCCCUUGCGGGCCCGAUACCGUUUGAUAAGUUGUAUAAGAUGUUUGGGGGUAAUUGGUUUAGUUGCUCGAGUACGAGGGAGGAUACAUAUUUUCAACAGUUGGUCAAUCAAUUGUUGAGGUUUUAUCCGGAUGCUAGACUCUGGAAUCACAAUAACCUAAACGAAGCUACCCAUCGCCAAACCAAUCGUUUCUUUUCCGGCGUCAACAUGACCUGUCUCCACCUACUCAUGCGUAUGGGUACCAUCGGCCACGUUACCGGCAACGCACCAUUAUUCCACCCCCUUACAUCCCCCAAGAACAUCCGUCGUCUCAAAGGCAUACCAUUUUUCCUCUUCUCGGGUUCAGAUAACCAUGUACUGACACCGGAGAGUACAACGAGGACGCUGGAGAUGUUGAGAGAUGAAAAUGGGGGUGGCAGUGAAAUGUAUGAGAGGACGGAGAUUAGGGGGUAUGGACAUCUGGAUUGUUGGAUGGGGAGGGAGGCGUAUAAGGAUGUUUUUCCCGAGGUGAGGGAGAGGAUUGAUAGGGUUACGAGGGGGAGGGAGUAUAGGUUUGUGGAGGAGGUGGGGAGGGAUGGGGAGGGGAAGAAGGGGAGGUAG